AUGCCACCCACCCUCGUUUCCAGGACCAACACUCAUGAGCACCACAACAAUCACCCAGAAACAUCCCGAGAAUCUCAAGAAGGCGUCACUCAUGUCACAGUCGACGAUGAAAUUGAACAUGCAGUUGCAGGACUCCACAGGGCCGUCACAGAACCCCACGCGAAUUCCGCUGUCCAAGAUUUGGAGAAAUAUCUGCAAAACGACCAAGGCAGCCCCGGACCUCCACCGUUGAGCGUAUGCUUCAAAUCAGUCACGACAUUCGGUCGAUCAACAGGCGCUGCUCCCAUCAAAACAGUCAAAGACGCCAUCUGGAGGACCCUGACGCUUCAAGACAUUUAUGAAUUGACAUUCAAAAAGAUCUUGUCGCCUGCCAAAGCUGAAGAUGGUCGCCCGUUGAUCCGAGAUUUCUCGGGCGUGGUCCGCAAUGGACAGAUGAUGCUUGUACUGGGCAAUCCUGGGUCGGGAUGCAGCACAUUUCUGCGCACCAUUGGAAAUGAUCACAAGUCCUUUCUCAACAUCAAGGGCUCAAUUGACUACUCUGGCCUUUCACCACAGGAAGUCUCAAAGAAUCAUCGUGGCCUUGUCACGUACAUUCCUGAGGAUGAUCUUCAUCUACCGACAUUAACCGUCCGCCAAACCCUCGACUUUGCGCUGCAGAACAAGACACCGAAGCGAUGGAUACACCAAGCACCGCGCUUCAUUCAAGAGUUUGGCAAGGCAUUCGGUAUGACACAUGUCAUGGACACGCUAGUUGGGAAUGAGUAUAUCAGAGGCGUGUCAGGUGGUGAACGAAAACGUGUCUCAAUCUUGGAAUCCCUGGCAUCUGAUGCGUCUGUGAAUGCAUGGGAUGGAUCUACUCGAGGACUCGACGCGUCCUCUGCCGUUGAUUUCAUCCGGUCUUUGCGUAUCAUGACGGAUGCUUGUCGUCGGGCAACAGUAGUAUCGCUUUACCAGGCUUCAGAUGCUAUAUGCAAUCUCAUGGACAAGGUUCUGCUGAUCGACGAAGGACGCAUGCUCUACCAGGGCCCGAUCAAAAACGCCGAAGCCUACUUCUACUCUCUAGGAUACGAACGAUUACCUCGACAGACAUUGAGUGACUUUCUCACGAGCGUCGCUUCAAGCAGCGAGGACAACAUUCGAAAGGAAACUAGAGACAAGGUUCCCCGUGGUGCCGAGAACCUUGAGAGAGCAUUCCGCGAAAGUCAGGCAUUCCAAGAUGUCCAAGACGAAAUCAAAUUGUACGAGGCAGAACAAAAUGAUAUUUUGGACGGGUCUUCAAUGAGCGACCAGACUCCCAUGACAAACGCUUUAGCAACACACGCCAAGAACAGUAAAUCGCGCUUCGUCCGCCCCAAAUCGUCUUACAACACCUCCUUUUUUCGCCAAGUCUACCUUUGCGCCAGGCGUGACUUUUGGCAACUCAAAGGCCACAAAGCACCCUUGAUUUCCAAGUACAUCUGCAUUGUCGUCUGUGCUUUUCUGCUAGCUUCCAUGUUCUACAACAUGCCAGCAGACACCGGCGGCGUCUAUUCUCGAGGUGGUUUCUGCUUUUAUUCUUCUGCGUUGGUCGCUUGGUUCCAAUUGGCUGAGUUGGAUGCUGCAUUCCAUGAUAGGACGGUAGUCAGUCGUCAGAAGAGGUACGCGAUGGUUCGACCUAGUGCCGUGGUUAUUGGCAAAGCAAUGCUUGACGUCCCUUUGAUCUUUUUUCAAAGUGCGAUAUAUUCUAUCAUUGCUUACUUCCUCAGUGGAUUAAGAAUGGAUGUCAGUGCCUUUUUCAUCUUUCUUUCGUCCAUCUUUCUUUGUGCUAUGGGCUUUACCGCUUCGUAUCGCGUAUUCGGUGCCAUGUCCCCUCAACUAGAGGUCGCACUCAGAUACUGUGGUGUCUACCUCAUCAUUGCUAUAGCUUGCGGUGGUUACGUACGGUCUGUUGGUCGUAUGAUUGCCGAUGUCCCUUGGGUAGGCUGGCUGGCGUACUUAACCCCUGUCCCCUUUGCCUACGAGAACAUCAUGUCGGCUGAGUUCAAAGGCCGAAGCUUCCCCUGCGAAUCCAACUCUAUCAUCCCCGCGGGAUCGGGCUACAAUGAUCCAAGCUUUCAAGCAUGUGCAUCAAAGGGGUCUACUCCAGGUCAACUUCACAUUGACGGCAGCGAGUACCUUCGAAGUGAGUUCGGCUUCAGCUAUGGUAACAUCGGCCGAAACUACGGUAUACUACUUGCAUUCAUCUUUGGCUUCCUCCUGAUCAACAUGUUGAUUGUGGAGCACGUGGAUUGGGUACGCAGUGGUGGCUCAAUCCUUGAAUAUGCGGGAUGUAAAAAAUCUGCAGCCAAACGUACUCGUGACGAAGAGAGCGUUGAGCAGCCGCAGGCCACAAGUGGUAUGGCCGAUCUCACAUCUGGAAACGGCCCAAAUGAGAAGCUAGUUCAGUCUGGCUCUACGUUUACUUGGAAAAAUAUCCAUUAUACUGUUCCAUACCAGAACAGCGACAAACAGCUACUUCAAGAUGUCUCUGGCUACUGCGAGCCUGGAAAACUACUAGCUCUUGUCGGAGCAUCUGGUGCUGGUAAAAGUACUCUUCUCACCGUUCUUACUCAACAAGCCACCGGUACCGUCACAGGCGAGAUGCGAGUUGAUGAUCAGCCCGUCGAUUCAUCUUUCGGCAGUAGUGUCGGCUACUGUCAACAAAUGGAUAUCCAUGUUGAAACGAGCACUGUUCGAGAGGCUUUUGAGUUCUCGGCGCUUUUGCGACAGAAUGCCAGCAUCAGCGACAAAGAGAAACGAGCCUACGUUGACAAAAUCAUUGACGUUCUCGGAAUGAAUGAACUGCAGGACAUGGUUAUAGGCUCAUUAUCGCUAGAGCAGAAGAAGCGCACAACUAUCGGUGUAGAACUUUGUGCAAAGCCAAGUCUGCUAUUGUUCUUGGACGAACCUACCAGCGGCCUUGAUAGUCAAGGAUCUAUGAGUAUCCUUCGACUGCUACGACGACUCGCUGAUGGUGGGCAAGCCAUUGUCUGCACGAUUCACCAAGCAAGCCAGGAACACUUUGAUCUGUUUGACAGAGUUCUUGCACUCAACCGCGGUGGCAGAGUAUACUAUUUCGGAGCUGUCGCCAAAGUUCUCAACUACUUCUCAACUCGAGGCGUCCAUGUCCCCCCUCACAAGAACGUAGCAGACCUUUUGAUCGAGAUUCCUGUGCGAGAAAAGCCCCCAACAGGUGAAGAAACAUGGCCAGAUGUUUGGAUCAAGUCCUCCGAGGCUGCCGAGGUACUGGAUACUAUUGAAGGGUUCACAACUGCGAAAGAAACCACCAGUGAAUCUCGGAAAUCCGCUCACGCCAAAUCCGGCUUUGCUUCCUCUACGUUGAGACAAGCCAACCUCCUCACACACCGCACACUGGCUCAGUACUGGCGCACUCCCAACUACAUCUACUCGCGCCUCUACGCCUGCGUUGUCCAUGCUGCCCUCAAUGGUCUCAUCUUCUUACAACUCAAUGACACCGAAGCAGCUAUGCAGUACCGUAUCUUCUCAGCAUUCCUGGUUCUCAUGAUCGUUCCCGAAAUUAUCAACGCAACGGCAAUGAUGUUUGAUGAAAACCGCAAUAUCUGGCUAGGACGCGAAUACCCUAGUCGUAUAUAUGGAUGGAUGGCCUUUACUACUGCGCAGAUACUCGCUGAAGUGCCAUUUGCGUUGGCUGGUGGUUUGAUGUUUUAUGUCUUGGUUUACUUCCUUGUCGGCUUUCCGUUGGGUGUCGCAGCUGGAUACACGUUUUUGAUGUUUAUUCUUUUUCAACUGUUCAUCACUUCGUGGGGACAAUGGAUUGCUGCUCUUAGCGCUGAUGCAUCGAUGGCUGCAAAUAUCAUGCCUUUCUUUGUUAUAGCUGCUGAGCUUUUCAACGGCAUUCUGCAGCCCGCAUCCCUCAUGCCGGCCGUCUGGCACUAUACCCUUUACUAUUUAGGACCAUUUACCUACUGGAUUUCUGGGACAGUUGCCAUCAUUCUCCCUCGCAUUGCAGUCCAAUGUGCCGAUUCAGAGCUCAUUCGCUUCAACGCUCCAUCAAACUCGACUUGUGGGACCUAUGCGCAAGACUGGUUGGAUACCACAAAAGGCUACCUUGCCAAUCCUGAUGCAACUUCGAACUGCGGAUAUUGUCAAUAUGCCUCUGGCGAAGAAUACCUGUCCACGCUUCAAGUUCAAGCUUCCGAUGCCUGGCCUUAUUUGUGUAUUUUUGUCUUGUUUACUAUCACCAACUAUCUCUCUGUAUAUAUGUGGGUAUACUUGAAAUCCGUCAAGGGGUGGCUCCCCUGGUAA
This is a messenger RNA of Fusarium venenatum, 4305 nucleotides long. Lineage: Eukaryota; Fungi; Ascomycota; Sordariomycetes; Hypocreales; Nectriaceae. The record is from RefSeq and is a predicted model, not a curated record.